AUGAACCGUUUCCGAAACAAAAAGAAGGCGAAGGAGACUUCCGAGUCAUUGGUACGAGCUUCGACGGAGUCUGAAGUACCUUCAAUACAACCUGUGAAGAAGUCAAAGACAUUCGGAAGGGGAAAGAAGAACCCAGAGCCCGAGCCAAAGCCGGAACUCGACCUCGCAAAUGCUUUACCACCAUCGGACGACUUCCGAACAAGUUUAUUGAUGAAUGGCCUGUCAGCAAGAUUCUCAAUGCUGCGAGAACAAGAUGAUCCAAAGUCAAAGAUAGGCAAAGCCAGCGACGACAGUGUAUUAUUUCCAAAGCGACAAUCAAGAUUUAAUGACCUUGCCUUCCAAUCCCAUGGCCUCUCUGAUAUUGCAGAAGUAGCAUCCAUCAAUGGAUCCAUCAGACCCCCUUUUGCCAUCACUAGAAAGGAGUCGUACGACACGACUGGAAGUUUUGGCACAGAUGAUGACUCGACGCAUGGAAGUAUAAUGAACCGGUCAAAGCCAGGAGAAGGCAAUAAUCUUUUUGGAGGACGUCAAAAAAUCUACAAAAUUCCGGUCACUGCAUCUGGAUCUACAAAAAGCUUAGCCGAAGCAGGAGGGUCUGGAAUGGGAGGUCGAGCUUUAUACGGGGACGAUGUUAGCCAGUCAGCCUUUCAGAAGCUACGAGAGCGUGAACGAGAACAAGAACGAGAACGAGAACGACUAGCAUUAUUGGAACAAGAAGAGAGCGAGGCUCAGUCUUCACGACCCCCUUCACCUCCUUUGUCCGGAUACAAUCGAGAUAGGGAAACAUCAUCAACAACAUCCUCGGGCGGGCCUUCCAAUACUCGGACCUCAACAGCUGCUACUUCUUUCACCUCACAACGAACGCCUUCACUCAAUGGAUCCCAUACUCCCAUUACACCUGGAGGCUCGGUCUCAAAUGGAGGUCUUGAGAGAACCACCACCAAAGCUCGCCGCUUGUAUGAAACUGGCCUUGAUCAGCACCUCCACGAACAGCAAUUCUCAGCUAUGAACAGGAUCGACACUUUGACUAGACAACGGACUCUUGGUGGCCAAACACCCCCGCUCGUAAAUUCGCCCACGAAUAUACCCAAUCAGGGCGAGAAGUGGGGGGAAAGAAGGCCAAUCGCGGGACAAGCAAGCAUGCCAAACCUACGAGCCGCUAGCCCCCCACCGAAUGUCAAUCCCUUGAACACUUUUGACUUUGCCAUAAGAUCAAACAAUGCCCCAGAAACGAAAUCGUACGGAAUGGUAUCUCCACCAUUGAGCCCACCAAUGAGCGAACAUGACGACCCUGCCAUUAUGCCUGUCCAGCCAAACGAUAGGGGGAAGGCUACCGCUCUGGGUGCUUUUGCAAAACCAGUGCAGCCAUAUGAUGAGAACAAAUAUUCCCAAAGGCAACUUCAGAUGCAGCAAGGACGAAAAUCACCACCGAUAAGGAAGAACUCUCCUCCCCGCGCGUUUCCUGCUCCUCAUCAGCAGCCAAUGGGUCGCACUCGAGCUGAAUCCAACGCUACCUUUGCUUCUGGCAGGUCAAGAUCCAACUCAUCCGCACAACGACAAUUCCUUCCGUCGGACCGUAUACCGGAAGCUCAGUCACCUCCAUCCCAACCUAAAAUCAACAUUUCUCAAAAUCGUGCUAUUGCUAAAGGGGCAUUCUUGAGCUCCCCAGAUGAAAGUAUUAUGUCUUCCCCGGCGGAACACAUCCCAAAACCUCAUCCUCGGGCUAACCCGCAGCCGUUGGACUUAUCGAGGAUGAACUUCCAGGAUCGCAACGUUAAUCUGCAACGCCCGCCGGAAUCACAACAUCCUGCUAAUAGACAGCGGCCAAUUGCCGAAAACCCGAGCCGUGUAAUGAACGAAUCAAAUAAUAUUCCAGCUUAUCCCCAGGUGACUCCUUCCGAAUCCGAAAUUCCUCCGGCUGAGGAUUCUCCUACUUUGGGCCCUACACCUACAAUGACAGGCCUUAGUGGUAUGGUCCGUCAGCAUCUGAGAUCAGACAGUAAUAACUCUUCAAUAUACGGCGUCUCUCCAUCCGCGGGAUUGACAUCCCGUUUCCCUGUGGACUCUUCCGAGCGCAUGGCCGAUGUUGAAUACAACCGCAGGAGUAAUCCUUGGGAUAAUGAGGACUGGGACAAAGCUUAUCACGAAUCCUAUGAACCGUCUGAUGCGCAGGCAAUAAAUGGUGCAGCUUCCGCAUCUUUAUCAUUCCCUUCUACGAGUGCCAGCACUGAACAAGCUGAGAGACCUUCCUGGGAACGGGAAUUGGAUGCUCAUCAUACCAGAGAUGGAAGUACGGAGACUCAGAAAGAGCGUCAGCAUUUCAAGAACGACCUCGCAGAACGGCGAAAACGAGUUCAGGAGAACUUGAAGAGUUUUGUGGAGACCGAAAGCAGAUCUGCAAGCCCUUUGCCAGGAUCUGAAUGGUCGAAAGACGAGAAUGCGAGAAAUGCAGCGAGGAGUAAUCCACUAGGCCUUCUCAAGUCAAAGUCGCGUCGAGGAUCCCUGGUUGGGAGACCAAAGGAGCCAAGCCCAGCCUCUCAGGCAAAAGCAAUGAAAAUGAUGGGCCUCGGAACCACAACCAUAAGCAGCUCACCAUCUCCGGCCAAGCAGAGCUUUGAGGCAAACUAUCGAAAUCAAGAGAAUGGAGAUCAGGCUUCUCAUGUGCCUAAUUUGGUCCAGAAUCCUGGAGGCCCUGUCCAUCCCCCACAGACAAAAGCCUUUCGGCAGGCGCGAAGAGAUGCUCAACGUGACAGAGAACGACAGGUUACGACCAGACACCAACCAAAACUGGCCCGUGAAGCAGACCGGUCUGAAUGGCCAAGUUCUCCAGCUGAGUUUCAUCCGAGACCGAACGAGCAGAGACCCAAUGAGCAGAGGAGAGAAAAUGUACCCCCAAAUAUCAGAACUCGCCAACGCUCUCCGAGCCGAGAUAGGAAGCCUCCACCAGUUACGGUUUCGCACCGAAAUGGCAGUCAAGAGAGUAAAGGUAGUCUUGGAAGCAAUCGAUCUGGGUCUGGACCUCCUUCUCGUGCGUCACGAGAUAGAUCAAGCUCAGAUGCUUCUGGGCGAUCCAAGAGCCGUAAUGGUAGGUACAAGGAUGAUUUGGCAAAGGCUAUGGCCGAAGGGAUCUCUAGUUCGAGCCAAGGCAUGUACGAUGAGCUUGAGCCCCCUCCUUCUGCUCGAUUCCCUCAGAAGUCGCCUGCUACUCCUGGCUCGCAAUACCAACCAUCUCCCGUUCCGUCUCCAAUGAUAAUGGGGCCGAAUGGAAGAUCUCGAAGCAACAGCAGAGCUACUACUGGCUAUUUUGAGUCUCAGACACUGCAACCAAUUCAGACAAACGUCGCGAUGGCGAUUGGUACUUCUCCUCGACCGUCCCCUACAGCACCAUUCUCGAUCAAUUCGACUCCAGCGCAGCCUUCCCCCGCAGUAUCUACCGCUACUACUCCCACAACGCAAGGGUUUCAACCCCUGGGGCACCGUAAGAAAUCGGUCAACAAAUCGGACAUAUCUGAACCUAGAUUCGUCUCAUCUACGUCGAGAGUUACUACUAUCAACCUUCCUCCCGAGGCAUCCCUCCAGAAUGGAAUGGAAGCUGCUCCGCCGAUUCCCCCCGUGAACCCUAUGCGACGCCAGACUCGUCGGAUGUUCGGACUCAAGAAAGACUCCGAUGGCGAAGUACAGCUGAUGCCAGCCGCCACUCAGUCCACAGAAGAAAUGAGCACUUUCUCUGCCGAUGAAGGGGAUUCCAAGCCCAAGUCCCGAAAGCUCCGAAAGAGCUCCAGCGAAGGCGGAAACCUCAACGCCAGAGCUCGACAAGCAGUCAAUGCCCAACCGAGUCCAGCCAUGCCUUCUGCUACGUUCUCAGUCAGCAGAGGAGACAGUCCACCGCGUCCCGUUGAUGGGGGCAUGUUUUAA
Lachnellula hyalina is the source of this 3915-nucleotide messenger RNA. RefSeq lists its product as uncharacterized. The coding region runs from base 1 to 3915 and encodes 1304 amino acids. The record is from RefSeq and is a predicted model, not a curated record. The transcript has a single exon. NCBI's taxonomy places the organism in Eukaryota, Fungi, Ascomycota, Leotiomycetes, Helotiales, Lachnaceae.